GGCAACAAGUUCAAACAAAAGUGAAUUGGAAAAGAUGGCGACGCAGAGGGAGAAAGAUGCCGCUGAUUAUCUCGAGAAACACAAAAUUUUCGAGCUCAUGGAAAACCUGACCAGCAUGCUCUUCUUUUACAGACCUGAGAAUCCCAGAGAGUUUCUGGUUGAGCAGCUGGAACAGCUGAAGAUGUCUCAGCAGAAUGGUGUGAAAGGGCCGAAUCUGUUCAACAACUCCAACCUGGAUGCAGUCUUUGGGAUACUGGACCCCGCUAAUCAAAAAUACAUCACUUUUGCCCAAUACAAGCAGGCGCUGACCACACUGGGCAUAAAAAACAUUAACGAAUGUCCCGAAGGUGUAAAUGAAGACAAAAUAUCCCAUGAAACCUUCAAAACAGAAGCGAUUCAAGGCCUGCAGAGAUGCUCAGCAACAUAUGAACAACUGUGAACUUAUGUUUGAUUGGUUUUCUUCCACUCAGCUGAUAUGUUAUUUAAUACAUGAUAUAAUGGUGA
Perca flavescens (yellow perch) is the source of this 504-nucleotide messenger RNA. RefSeq names its product EF-hand calcium binding domain 10 (gene efcab10). Lineage: Eukaryota; Metazoa; Chordata; Actinopteri; Perciformes; Percidae. The coding region runs from base 35 to 439 and encodes 134 amino acids. The record is from RefSeq and is a predicted model, not a curated record. The transcript has 4 exons.